Molecule: messenger RNA, 561 nt
Organism: Cylindrotheca closterium
Lineage: Eukaryota; Bacillariophyta; Bacillariophyceae; Bacillariales; Bacillariaceae
Source: the annotation of a GenBank genome assembly
AUGCAAAUUUCCAAAUUUACCCUCAUUACCAUGAACAAGCGCAACAUUAGCAAUCACAGAAUGUCUCCACGCGACGAUUGUAGUGUCGAAUUCCAAUCAGCCGAGGGCGACAUCUCCUGUAAAUUCAACUAUCUUCUUGAACGAGACUCUUUGCAUCUUGUCAAGAACGUACGACGACUUCAGUUGUCACGACUUCUCUGUAUUGAUGAUGCUAACUAUGACAGCGAAUCAUCGGAAUUUAGUGAUUUCGAGGAUGGGGACAGUGAAUGGUUCGCCAUAAAUGUGCAAGGAAUUAUUGAUACACCUACCAUCACAAAACGAUCCUCUCUAUCGUCAAAGGGAGCAGCACCAGUCAAGAGAAGAUCCUCAGUCAAAUACACCGCCCCAUUGAAAGAGGCAACCAAAACAUCAGAAGCAACUCGAUUGAACAGACUCUUGAACAGGAACAUGACAGCGGCAAAGCAAGAUUUCCGCAAGAGAGUACGAAAUACCAUUGGAAGAAACUCUAUGGAGCUGAAUCGUGACCGCUUGCAAAAGAAUGCAGUCAAGGCUACACAAUAG